Cervus elaphus (red deer) is the source of this 5044-nucleotide messenger RNA. RefSeq names its product lin-54 DREAM MuvB core complex component (gene LIN54). The transcript has 13 exons. Bases 693 to 2939 code for a protein of 748 amino acids. The record is from RefSeq and is a predicted model, not a curated record. Gene Ontology annotation, biological process: regulation of DNA-templated transcription. NCBI's taxonomy places the organism in Eukaryota, Metazoa, Chordata, Mammalia, Artiodactyla, Cervidae. Gene Ontology annotation, cellular component: nucleus.
AAAGGCAUUCCAUCAUCUUUCUCUCAAGUUGCCGUCCUGAAAGUGGCAAAGAGGGGAAGCUCUUGGUGGUCCCUCUGCCCCUUUCCGCUUUUUUUUUUUUCUUUUGCUCUUCAAAACAAAAGUGUGCCGGUCUGGGGGCUCUGCAGGUAGCGCGAUUUCCCCUCCGUGGCGGGGUGAAAGGUCUCGGCGUGGGCUCUGUGUGCAGUGGAGUCUCCCCGAGCAUUUGAAGGUUGGCGGGGCCGGCGGGAGGUUUCCCCGGAUAUGUGGGUGUGCGCCUCUCCGGAGGGGAGGGCCGGGGAGGGGAGGAGGAGGAAGGGGGAGGUUACUGGCGGCGGCGGCGGCGGCCCGGGCUCGGGCUGUCGGGGAAGCUGCUGAGCUGUGAUGGUGAUGACGAGGUGAAAAUGGCGGAUCUUUCGAAAUACAAUCCCGGCCCCUGACAUACCAGAGGCGGCGGCCGCGGCGGCGUCGCCACCCGGGACUCCGUCCGCGGCCCCCGGGUUCCCCAGUAGCGUUCCAGGUCCGGCAGACGAGGGGAGGAAGCGGCUGGCCGGAGCCACCGUGCACACGCAGAAGCAGCACCGCCCGGGCUCGGGAUUGCCCGGGACCUUCUGGAGCCCCCACCUCGGAGCCGGAGGGAGGAGAAAGCGGCCGCCGCCGGAGCACCUGAUCAACUUUCUCGAAGGAGAACGAUCAUGGAGGUGGUGCCAGCUGAGGUGAAUAGUUUGCUUCCAGAGGAGAUAAUGGACACUGGUAUAACUUUAGUGGAUGAUGAUAGUAUUGAGGCUGUUAUUGUUUCAUCCCCAAUUCCCAUGGAGACAGAACUGGAAGAAAUUGUCAACAUAAAUUCUACUGGUGACUCUACAGCCACGCCCAUUUCCACGGAACCAAUCACAGUGUACAGUAACCACACUAACCAAGUUGCAGUGAACACCACAAUCACUAAAGCAGAUUCUAACACCACAGUGAAACCAGCUUUUCCAAGUGGCCUUCAAAAACUUGGUGCUCAGACUCCUGUGACUAUAUCAGCCAAUCAGAUUAUUUUAAACAAAGUAUCACAGACAUCUGAUCUUAAACUUGGCAAUCAGACCCUUAAACCAGAUGGACAGAAGUUAAUUUUAACAACUUUGGGCAAGUCUGGUUCACCAAUUGUUUUAGCACUACCCCAUAGCCAACCCCAGGCUCAGAAAGUUACAACUCAGGCCCAGUCAGGAGAUGCUAAGUUACCACCGCAGCAAAUUAAAGUAGUUACCAUUGGAGGGAGGCCAGAGGUGAAACCUGUCAUUGGUGUCUCAGCAUUGACCCCAGGAAGUCAACUGCUUAAUACUACAACUCAGCCCUCUGUGUUACAGACCCAACAGUUAAAAACAGUACAGAUUGCUAAGAAGCCUCGAACACCAACCUCUGGUCCGGUAAUCACGAAGCUGAUCUUUGCAAAACCAAUUAAUAGUAAAGCAGUUACAGGACAGACAACUCAAGUAUCACCACCAGUCAUUGCAGGUAGGGUUCUUUCACAGUCUACUCCGGGGACUCCAUCAAAGACCAUAACAAUAUCUGAAAGUGGUGUUAUUGGAUCAACUUUAAAUUCUACAACACAGACACCAAAUAAAAUAGCCAUCUCACCUUUGAAAUCGCCAAAUAAGGCAGUGAAAUCAACUGUGCAGACCAUCACUGUUGGAGGCGUGAGCACAUCACAGUUUAAGACAAUUAUUCCUCUGGCAACUGCUCCCAAUGUCCAGCAGAUUCAAGUGCCUGGAAGCAAGUUUCAUUAUGUCCGACUUGUUACUGCCACAACAGCCAGUAGCUCCACCCAGCCAGUUAGUCAGAACCCCAGUACAAACACUCAGCCUCUCCAGCAAGCAAAACCAGUUGUUGUUAACACCACCCCGGUGCGGAUGUCCGUCCCACUUGUCUCAGCGCAGACAGUCAAACAAGUCGUUCCAAAACCAAUCAAUCCAACUUCUCAGAUAGUCACCACCAGCCAGCCACAGCAGCGGCUCAUCAUGCCUGCCACCCCACUGCCACAAAUCCAGCCAAACCUCACGAACCUGCCACCAGGCACUGUGCUGGCCCCAGCUCCAGGAACAGGGAACGUGGGCUACGCAGUGCUUCCUGCUCAGUACGUGACUCAGCUACAGCAGUCUUCCUAUGUGUCUAUAGCAAGCAACUCUAACUUUACUGGAACACCUGGUAUCCAGACCCAGGCAAGGCUUCCAUUCAAUGGCAUAAUCCCAUCAGAGUCUGCCAGUCGGCCCAGAAAGCCCUGUAAUUGUACAAAAUCGCUGUGUUUAAAAUUAUACUGUGAUUGCUUUGCAAAUGGUGAAUUUUGCAACAACUGCAAUUGUACUAAUUGUUAUAAUAACUUGGAACAUGAAAAUGAAAGGCAAAAAGCAAUAAAGGCAUGCCUUGACAGAAAUCCAGAAGCUUUUAAGCCUAAGAUAGGGAAAGGGAAGGAGGGAGAAUCUGAUCGACGUCACAGCAAAGGAUGUAAUUGCAAACGAUCAGGAUGUCUUAAGAACUACUGUGAAUGCUAUGAGGCAAAAAUAAUGUGUUCCUCAAUAUGCAAGUGUAUUGGCUGUAAGAAUUUUGAAGAAAGCCCAGAAAGAAAGACGCUGAUGCACUUGGCAGAUGCAGCUGAAGUUAGGGUGCAGCAGCAAACAGCCGCGAAGACCAAGUUAUCCUCUCAGAUUUCAGACUUGCUUACCAGGCCAGCACCAGCUUUGAAUAGCGGAGGAGGGAAGUUGCCAUUUACGUUUGUUACUAAGGAAGUAGCUGAAGCCACGUGUAAUUGCCUUCUUGCCCAGGCGGAGCAGGCAGACAAGAAGGGAAAAUCAAAGGCAGCUGCUGAACGGAUGAUACUUGAGGAAUUUGGGCGAUGCUUAAUGAGCGUCAUCAACUCUGCAGGAAAAGCAAAAAGUGACCCUUGUGCCAUGAAUUGCUAACUCUUGCACAAAAAACUGCUAAGAUGGAACUGUACAGAAAAUUGAAGGUGCAGGGACACUUGAUUUUUCUGGAAAUAGCUUGACAAUUAUUGUAUUGUUAAUUCAGUCCUUGAGACCUGAAAUUAUAUUGACGGAGAAGAAAUUUUAAAUGAGGAAAUUAGUAUAUUUUAAAUCUUGGUUAAAUCUGCUUAUGCCCCUUCUAAAUUGAAUUUUUCUUCAUUGUGUUAUAUAGAUUUUUAAUUUGCUUGGGUUUCUUAAGAACUAGAUGUUCUAUCCUUCUGAUUCUAUUGACAAAGAACAUUUAUAAAUUACUAUUAUAUAAUUUAUAAUGUAUGGCGUUGUAUGACUUUAUUCCAGUACAAAAAGCCAGAGUAGUACUGGUAUUACCCAGUCAUUCUUUGGUACUAGCAGAUAGAAUGUCUAUAUAAACAAAUUCUUAUGAAACAUAUUCAAAUGACAUUUUAUGUUUAGAAAAGCACUAUCUUUUUAAGAAAAAUCAACUUUUUAGGGUGAAUCCUGGAAUAAUACCCUAUUGUCAACUUUGGGAAUUGUCAGAAGGGGAAAUAAUUUGUAGGCACACUUUUAAAAUAAAAAAGUUAUUUUGCUUUUUUAAAAAACAUAAAAGUGUUACAGGACAGAAAAUAAUUCUCAAAAGAUGGACAAUUUGUUUCUACAAUAAGGAGUGACUAAGAAAGGUUCUGAGAUGUUUCCCUUUUCUUUCAGAGAGGUGGUAUGUAUUUGAAAUAAUAAAUUGUCAGUGAUUAAGGGGUACUAUUAAAAUGAACGGUGCAUAUGAAUAGAAGCAAACAUACUAUGUAGUGAUAAAGUAGAACCUUACAUAAUUAUCAGGUAUGAAAUUUGACUUGGAUAGAGAAAUAAAGGGUAUUGAAGCUCUAAGAGAUGAAUUUAGAGGAGGAUUUUUCAUCUAUACAUACAGUUCUCUUUAUAGACUUUUGAACUAAGAGGUUUCAAACCAAUGUAUGGCUCUUACUUGAUUUACUGAAAGGGGCCUCCUAACAAAGCUUUCAGAAUUAUAGUGGGGUUUCUUUUUAUAAGGGAAGCUUAAUAUGGCAUUAUUUUUAGCCAGUGAUUUGGUAAGCCUACAGUAUGAGUGUUUUCAUAUAAUUACUAAAAUAACAUAAAUCAUUUUCAAUAAUUCAGAAUUCAGAAGCUUUAUGAAUUUAAGAGCCCAUUAUAAUAGGACUCUGGAUUUUAUGAGAAAAGACCAUGUUGGAAUUCAGGCAUUUUGUUUGGUACCUUAAUCCUCAGUAAUUAGUAGUAUAUGAUUAUUACAUUUCCUACAAGGAAUCUAUAGUUGUAUGUAUUAAGUGUGUAUAUAUGUUCAUAUGAACAUGCAAGAUAUAGGCAAUAGAAACUAAGUAAUCCAAAAGAAGAUUCCGUUAUUAAGUAUCUUCCUUUUGAAAUUUGGAUUUAUAAAGUCAUAGUGCAGUAACUUUACAUGUAGAUAGUGUAGACAUUGUUAGCACCUCACUCUAGUAUGUUUAAUUAAAAUUUGUAUAAAUGUAAAUUAGUGUAAGAGGAUAAAGUAAUAUCUAAUCAAGUUAUUUUUCAAAAGAUUACAAUACCUUUUUGGUCUACACCUAAACUGUUCAUUUUGUACAUAUUCUGUGUUUAAUUCUAAUUGCACCUUUGUGAUGUGUAUUUAUAUACAGUGUGCAUAAAAUGUUUGUGAAAUUUGGAUUACAAUUGUAGAUUAUGUAUGAUGGCAUUGCUUGAGAAUGUUUUGCUUGUAAAAAUUUGAAGGUGCAAUCAAAUGCUACUAGUUUUUCUGAUUUUCAAGAAGCUAUCUAAAGUAUUAAGCCUUUUCCUUCCUGUGUAGUACUUACUAAACAACUUUUUGUAUUUAGGCAUUUGCAUCAAAUUGCUGAACAAGAUUAAUAUCCACAUUAAUUCAACAAUUUUAAAAGACUAUUUGGGGAGGGUUGGGUAUAUAAUUUUUUAGCUCUAUUUACAUCCCAAAAUAGAAAGAUAAAAUUUAUAUUUACUAGAGCUAUUCAAAGAAUACACUUUUCUAUAUUGUAAAAACAGGAACAGCAAAGUAAAUCAUACAGAAAAUAAACAUUUAUACUAUUCUGUAAAAAAAA